Molecule: messenger RNA, 3096 nt
Organism: Naegleria gruberi
Lineage: Eukaryota; Heterolobosea; Eutetramitea; Acrasida; Naegleriidae
Exons: 1
Coding region: 1-3096 (1031 amino acids)
Biological process (GO): phospholipid translocation
Cellular component (GO): plasma membrane
Molecular function (GO): magnesium ion binding; ATP hydrolysis activity; ATP binding
Source: RefSeq, a predicted model, not a curated record
AUGAUUAUUUCACUAAUUCCAGGAGUGACCUCAAUUCCACCUGCAUUAAUUGUUCUCCCUGUCAUUUUCAUUAUAUGUGUGAAUAUGCUGAGAGAGGGAGGUGAAGAUUUUCUCAGAUUUUUAAAUGAUAGAAAGGUCAACCAAGCCAACACAUUGGUUUUGAGAGAAGAACAAUUUGUUAAAAUAGAAACUGGUAAAGUAAGAGUUGGUGACAUUGUUCAAGUUGAUCAAGGACAAAUAUUCCCAGCAGACUUGAUUCUCAUUGGUUCAAGUCAGGAAGAUUCAUGUUGUAAAAUAGAGACCUCUAAUUUGGAUGGUGAAACAUCUCUCAAAUCAAGAUUUCCUCCAACACUCUCAAAACUUUUUAAUAAUGUGGCAAGUUUGAAGGGGUUGGGUGGCAUUAUUAAGUGUCAAGAACCAAAUGAAUCUCUGAACAAAUUUAUUGGAUCAAUUACUGUGGAUGGUCAUGAACAAGUUCCACUUUUUCAUCAGAAUCUUCUCUUGAAAGGAUGUAAGCUCUCCACAGAGAUUGCCUAUGGAAUUGUAAUCUAUACUGGAAAGGACACAAAAUCAUUGAAAAAUAUGAAUAGGACUAGUGUUAAAUUCAGUCUUGUGAACAAAAUGUUGAACAUUAUGGUGGGAAUCAUGUUUGGUAUUCAAAUGAUUUGUUGCCUCUCAUUUACUGCUGUUAAAUCUUAUUAUGAAUUCAGGGAACGAACAGAAUUUUAUUUGGGAAAUAGAGAGAGGACAAUAUCGGAUGGAUCCUUUGUUGUGUUGGCAUUCUUAUCUCACAUUAUUAUGUUUGCCCAUUUGAUUCCAGUUUCUUUAUUGGUUUCGUUCGAGUUGGUAAAAAUGGUUCAAGCUUGGUUUAUUUCAAUGGAUAAUGAACUAGUUGCAUUUUCAAACCUGAUUGAGGAACCUGAAAAGAAACAAUUAGUUUCUUCAGUAGCCAUUUCCAGUGAUUUGAAUUGUGAUCUUGCAAAAAUUGACAUGAUCUUCUCUGACAAGACAGGAACGCUCACUGAAAAUUCAAUGAUUUUCAAAAAGUGUUGUGCAGGAUUAGAUUUAAUAUUUGAUGACAUGCUCGAAAGAGGAAGUAUUGGUGAGUGGGUCAGAAACAAUCUACAAAACAGCUAUCAAGAUCAAUUAUUCUUGGUAAUGAACACUCUGCUUUCGAUGAGUUUGUGUCACAAUGUUUCAUUGAGGAAGAUAAGGAAAGAUAAUGAGGAUGAGGUUUUUUAUGAGGGAGAGAGUAUUGAUGAGGUGGCUCUUGUAUUGGGGGCAAUGAACAACCAGUUUGAGUUGAAAUACUUCUCAGAAAAGAAAACUAUUCUCUCCAUUUUUGGAAAGGAAUAUUCUUUUGAAAGAAUUGCAGAAAUUCCAUUCUCACCAAAGAGGAAACGAAUGUCAACACUCUUUAAAUUAUCAUUAGAGUUUUUAAAUGAUUUCCCAAUAUAUUAUCAUAUUGCAACUGAGAAAUAUGGGAUAGCUCCAGACGAAAGUGGUCAACUUGUUAUUUGCUUUUCGAAAGGUGCCGAUUCAUUUUUAUAUCCAUUGCUUGCAACCAAAAACUUUGAGGAAAAUUAUGAAAAGAUUAAUGUGCAAUCUUCACAAUUUGCAAGCGAGGGUUUGAGAACUCUCUUAUUUUGUUUCAAAUUUGUGGAUUCCAAUGAGGCCAUCAAUUGGUUGACCAAUUACAAUUCAGUUCAGUCAUUCAUUUCAAAAUCUAGAAAAGAAGCUAUUGAAAAUUGCGAAAGCCAAUUAGAAAAAGAUCUGGAAAUCGUUGGUUGUACUGCUGUAGAAGACACACUUCAAGAUCAAGUUCCAGAGACAAUAUCCUUUUUAAUUGAGGCAGGAAUUCAUGUUUGGAUGUUGACAGGAGACAAAAGAGAGACUGCAUUUAAAAUAGCUGGUAUUGCAGGUUUAAUACAUGAACAUUCUCAAGUAUUCACUCUUGAUGGAGAUUUAGGUUCCAUAACAAGUAACGAAGAGGGUGAUGUGAAAGUUUGUGAGAUUUUAACAUUGAUUCAAAGUCUCUCUUCAGAAAACCAAAAGGAGAUUGUACUUGUUUUAGAUGGACAUGCAUUUACAUUUUGUUCAUCUAGCCGAAACUUUGAAUCCUUGGUGUCAAAGUGCAAAACAGUUGUUUUUUGCAGAUCAACACCAAAGCAAAAAUCACAACUUGUACAUUUUGCAAAAAUCAAACUUGGAAAGAGAAUUCUUUCUAUUGGAGAUGGUAUUAAUGAUGUACCAAUGAUUCAGCAAGCGAAUGUUGGAGUUGGAAUAAUUGGAAAGGAAGGUAAUCAAGCCAAAAUGUCAUCUGACUUUGCCAUUCCAAAAUUUAGAAUGCUUAAAAGGUUACUAGUUGUCCAUGGAAGAUAUUCAUACAAAAGAAUUGCCGAUUUCAUUCAUUAUUACAUUUAUAUCAAUUUAGGAAUUGUUUUCAUUCAAAUUAUUUAUGCAUUCUUUGUUCAAUUUUCAGGUCAAUCAUUGAAUGAGGAUUUUGUAACCAUUCUUUCAACUCUAUUCUUUAUGCAAUUGAAUCCUCUGUCUUUUGGAAUUUUUGAGAAGGAUAUCUCAGAAAAGUAUUUGGAAGAUGCAAAACAUGGACCAAUUCUCUACAAACUCCUGAGGAAGGAAAAUAUCUUUAACCUGUACACAUUUGUCAAGUGGAUUGGUGGUGGAAUGCUUCACAUGACCAUAAUUUUCUUCCUUUGCAUGUAUUCUACUGAUUCAUGUUUAUUCACCAAUGGGAAAGAUGAUGGAUUUUGGGUUAAGGUUGUAUUAGUCACCUCAUGCUCAUUCCUUGUGGUGCACUUGAAGAGUUUUUUAGAGUUUCAAUUUGUUAGGUUACACCAUUUCACUUUUUUGCAGUUCUUGUUUGUCUGGGCACUUUCUAUGGAUUCAAUUGGAUAUAUGCUAGUGAAACUUCACCUUUAUUUCAGAUUUGGUUUGAAUCUGCCAAAUCUCCACUAUUCUGGUUUAUUCACUUGUUGUGUGUCGUGUCGUGUCUUGGAAUUGAUUUUGCUCUCCAUUCCCUUAAACAAGUUUUCUUUCCAGACUAUUAUCAACUCGUUAAAAGAACUCCCACUUUAA